UUUUCCGAAGGUUAAAGAAUAAUCAAGUUAAUCCCAUCCAACUGAGCUGAGAUUCAAUGAGAUCACACAACGACUUGGAGUACAAUUAGCGCAGGUGUGAUCCGUGAUGACGCAGGACAGGGCAGUUGUUCCGUACGUGGGCAACACCAGAGUACGCGUAGCGGCACUCCUCCGUGCUCCCCUCAAAACCUCCACUUUCCGUCCCUCUCGAGCUUCUCCGGGUAUCGAUCAGUCGCAUAAAAUCCGUGCGGCUCUUUGAAGCAUCGACCAUAUCUUCGCCUCUGUCAGUCAAGGAGAAUGUGUUGCGGCAGGGGCCAAACCGGAUCCCAACACACGUCUCCCGCACAACUGGACCCGGAUGACGGGGGGAAAGGGUACCGCCGACGUCCUGGUGAAAAGGGUGCGGGACUGCUUCACCUCUGCUCCUACUGUCCAGGGAAAACCAGGUCUCACCAGCACCUGUUUCAGUGGCGAGGUUGUGUCUCGCCGUGUCUGCGCUCCCGUCUGUCUUUAAGAACCGCUGGCUUCCAGAUGUUGUUGAGGGACCCUUCAGUAAAGAUGUUUGCCUGUAAACCAAAACUUUGAAAAUAAUAAGCAGCACAGUAGGUAAAGAACGCUUCUGUCACCUUUUGACACGAAGGACUCUAUUGCAGACUUCCAUAAUGUGGUAUGGAGGCAAAAUAUAUGAACUCGAUAGACAACACUGUUCCAGUCGGUCCUGGCUCCGAACUACAUGAAGAACUUAUUGAUUCCCUGUGUGGCUGAGCAGUCCCUUAGAUCAGCGGAUUGAGGUCUGCUGGUUCCUAGUUCUCGGACUGGAAGGUUCUUAUUAAUAUUUAAUAUGUUACUGGGUUUUAUCGUCUGACUCGUGCCAUUUUAUCCUUUUUUAAGAUUUUAUCAUCACUGUGUUUAUUUCUAUUUGUUUUUAUUUGCAUUUGUUGUAUCAGCUGUUUUUUGUCCUUUAAAGCGCUGUGUAACUUUGUUGAGAAAGGUAGUAUAUAAAUAAAGUUUAUUAUUGUAAUCAUUAUAUAUUGUGAAAUGAAUGAAUUGUAACUAUUACUGAAGAAAAUAUCAGAGAUGGCAGCAGCAAGUUCACGAUUAUUUUGAGUCAGGUCUUGCAUUAACAGUAAUCCUUCUCACAUGUAUGCAGUCCCAGGGACACUGUGUAAACUCUGUCAAACAAUGACUCAUUUCAGCACAUCUGCUUCAGAGUCCAUCGGGUUGCUGGUUUACAUGGUUCACCUUAAAGAAGGGGUUGCAGGUUGCAUCACCAGCAUGAUAAAAACCAGCAGAGAGAUAUGGUUAAAAAGGAUACAUUCAGAGUCCCCUAUGGUUUCUUCAGGGUUACCCGUAGUCCUCCAGAAGUGAUAAAUAAUGCCUUCACAGGCUCAUUGUAAAGCCCUGGUUUGGAAGACAGUUGUAAUGUUACCAUUCUCAAUCAUAACCACGAGACCAGACACCUGAAAAUACCUUCCUUUAAGUGUUGUUGUUGUCAAUGACAAAAACGAAGGUCUUAUUAUGAAAAGAUCAAUUGUAAUCUACAAUUACUAAACACUAAACAUGACAGGAUACAGAUGUAAUAAUCAUUUAAUUAUAGAGUCUUAGAGGAAUGAACCCAGACAGAAAACCUGCUACAAACAGGUCUCAGGAGUUUUUAAAACAAGAUUAAAAAAAGUAACCACAUAGUGGUGAAAACUGGUUUACAUUUAUUAAAGACAAACAUGUUGUAUCAAAACCGUAUUUGACACAAUCCUCAAAAUUGACAUUCACAAUUAUGAAUUAAGCACCCCUUUUAAACAAUGCUGUUGUGGAUCUUGAAUGCAGCCCACAAUUGUCUUUCUUUUUUUCCUUUUAUCAUGUCUGUCGGACUCUGCACUGUGAACCCUCCUGAACUGGAGGCCAGAAUCCACAGUGAAACCCUUCACAGUGGGCUCUUUCUGAGGCACAGAAGAUCCAGAGACUUUUAGCACACCAUACACCGAAAUCAUUCAGACUGUAAAACCAGAGUCAGAUCAGUCGGUGUAGCUGAAAGCAGGUUCCUGAUGUCUGCAGCAGGGGAAGCCUGUGAUAUUGAGUACAGCUUCGCGGAGGAGCAGGACUUCCAGCAGGUACUGAACAUCUGCAGCCCUGGUGACUACAAUGGGCUGGACUAUAUUGCUGCAACCUUUCACCGCUGGCUGCAGGAGCCCGGACGCCUCAUCUUCAUCGCUAGGAUGAACAAGAGAGUGGUGGCGCUGGAGUCUACACUGCUGGUGGACGGUGGUCAGACAGUAGUAUUUCAGGGUUUCAGGGUGGCACCUGAUAUGAGAGGUUGUGGCAUCGCUGGCGCCCUCAAGAGGCACGUGACCGCCUACAUCCGCCGCCACUACCCAGAAGUCCGUGUUGUCAGGCUGAGCCGAGGAGACCAGCCUUCACCACAAGUACUGGCAAAGUACAGACUCAUAGCUAAAGAGGCCAUAUUGUCUCUGUGCUGUGAGGCAACUGAUCUUGGCCCCUUCAUCGCUGAGCUUCAGUCCAAACUGUCCUGCCAGGCUGACUCCUGCCAAAGUGCUCCAGUUACACUGAAUCAGCAUCAGGCGGAGACGCUGAUCCUGACCGAUCAUGUGAUUUCCAACCUGCUGCCUGGCAAAACCAUCAUCAUUGACUGGGAACCACUGAAGCCUGUGGAGGCCAAUCUGGAGGUGCUACGCCGCAGGGGGCUGAUGGUGAUUGCAGACCGCGAGUUUGAACCCACAGUCAUCAGCCUGUGCACCCCACCGUACAAAGUCCCCUACCGCCAUGACGCCCUGCGGAUCAACAUCAAUAUCUUUGGCCACAGUUUAGCUUCGGUCUGUGCCAUGUUUCUGGCUCAGCUUGAAGCUUUGCUGCCAAGUCUCCAAGGUUACCUUAUCUUCAACACCUACGUGGAUCCUGCAGUUUGGCCAGGGUUACACCAGUUCUGCCAGAACAACGCCAAUAUGCUAUUUUUCAAGGACUACUGGGAGGAGCUCAUAUUGGAGACAGACGUCUGAAUUGUCUCAGCAACACUGUACACAUUUGAGACUAAGCAAUAAAUAAAA
Messenger RNA from Xiphias gladius (swordfish), 3059 nucleotides. Its product is annotated as histidine N-acetyltransferase-like. The record is from RefSeq and is a predicted model, not a curated record. The transcript is spliced from 4 exons. Lineage: Eukaryota; Metazoa; Chordata; Actinopteri; Istiophoriformes; Xiphiidae. Bases 2043 to 3011 code for a protein of 322 amino acids. Gene Ontology annotation, molecular function: acyltransferase activity, transferring groups other than amino-acyl groups.